Messenger RNA from Nilaparvata lugens (brown planthopper), 3121 nucleotides. RefSeq lists its product as uncharacterized. The coding region runs from base 47 to 3121 and encodes 1024 amino acids. The transcript has 8 exons. The record is from RefSeq and is a predicted model, not a curated record. Lineage: Eukaryota; Metazoa; Arthropoda; Insecta; Hemiptera; Delphacidae.
ACAGCGUUCGACUAAUUGUCCUUUUCGAAGAACUCACUCAAUCAUCAUGCAGUGCUCUCUGGUCUUCUUGGCUCUCGUCGGCUUUGCCGCAGCUGCCGUCAUCCCACACAACAACAACAACAACCACAACGUUGACAUCACCACCAAGAACAACAUCGUUGACUUCAACCAGAGGAAUGGAGUGACCUACAACUACAACCCAUACAACAACCGCAACAACUACAACAACAACCAGAACAACAACUACAACCCAUUCAACAACCAGAACAACAACUACAACCCAUACAACAACCAGUACAACAACUACAAUGGUUACAACAACGUCAACCCAUUCUACAACCCAUACAACAACCAGUGCUUCAACAACCAGUACAACAACGUGAACAACCAGUUCCAGAACCAGCAGUACAACAACCAGUUCCAGAACCAGAGGUACAACCACCAGAACCAGUACCAGAACAACCAGUUCCAGAACCAGAUCUACAACAACCAGUUCCAGAACCAGAGGUACAACAACCAGAACCAGUACAACCAGGUCCAGAACAACCAGUUCCAGAACCAGCAGUACAACAACCAGGUCCAGAACCAGAUCUACAACAACCAGUUCCAGAACCAGAGGUACAACAACCAGAACCAGAACAACCAGGUCCAGAACACCCAGUUCCAGAACCAGAACAACCAGGUCCAGAACACCCAGGUCCAGACCAACCAGGUCCAGAACACCCAGUUCCAGAACCAGAACACCCAGUACCAGAACCAGAACAACCAGUUCCAGUACCAGAACAGGCAGGUCCAGAACAACCAGUUCAACAACCAGAAUGGCCAGAAUGUUAACAACCAGAACCAGUUUGUGAACCAGUACCAGAACCAGAACCAGGUCAACCAGGUCCAGAACCAGAACCAGGUCAACCAGGUCCAGAACCAGAACCAGGUCAACCAGGUCCAGAACCAGAACCAGAACCAGAUCAACCAGGUCCAGAACCAGAACCAGAACCAGGUCAACCAACAGAACCAGAUCACCAAGAACCAGAACACCAAGGUCCAGAACCAGAUCAACCAGAACCAGAACAUCCAGGUUGAGAACCUCAUCAACAACCAGAACCAGGUCAACCAUGUCCAGAACCAGAACCAGAUCACCAAGAACCAGAUCAAGAACAACCAGAACCAGGUCAACACCAACCAGAACCAGAACAACCAGGUCCAGAACCAGAACAACCAGAACCAGGACAACCAGGUUGAGAACUUCUACAACAACCAGAACCAGGUCAACAACAACCAGGUCAACCAGAUCCAGAACCAGAACCAGGUCAACACCAACCAGAACCAGAACAACCAGGUUGAGAACUUCUUCAACAACCAGAACCAGGUCAACAACGUGAACAACCAGAACCAGAAGAACCAGUUCUACAACCAGUACCAGAACCAGGAGACCUACUUCAACAACCAGUACCAGAACCAGAAGUUCAACAACCAGAACCAGGUCAACCAGUACAACAACCAGAACCAGUACCAGAACCAGAACAACCAGUACCAGAACCAGAACAACCAGGUCCAGAACACCCAGGUUCAGACUAACCAGGUCCAGAACAACCAGGUCCAGAACAACCAGUUCCAGAACCAGAACAACCAGGUUCAGAACACCCAGUUCCAGAACCAGAACACCCAGUACCAGAACCAGAACAACCAGUUCCAGUACCAGAACAGGCAGGUCCAGAACAACCAGUUCAACAACCAGAAUGGCCAGAAUGUUAACAACCAGAACCAGUUUGUGAACCAGUACCAGAACCAGAACCAGGUCAACCAGGUCCAGAACCAGAACCAGAACCAGAACCAGAUCAACCAGGUCCAGAACCAGAACCAGAACCAGAACCAGAUCAACCAGGUCCAGAACCAGAACCAGGUCAACCAGGUCCAGAACCAGAACCAGGUCAACCAGGUCCAGAACCAGGUCCAGAACCAGAACCAGAACCAGGUCAACCAGCAGAACCAGAUCACCAAGAACCAGAACACCAAGGUCCAGAACCAGAUCAACCAGAACCAGAACAUCCAGGUUGAGAACCUCAUCAACAACCAGAACCAGAACCAGAACCAGAUCAACAACCAGAACCAGAACCAGGUCCAGAACCAGAACCAGAUCAACAACCAGAACCAGAACCAGGUCCAGAACCAGAACCAGGUCCAGAACCAGAACCAGAUCAACAACCAGAACCAGAUCAACAACCAGAACCAGGUCCAGAACCAGAACCAGAUCAACAACCAGAACCAGAUCACCAAGAACCAGAACAUCCAGGUUGAGAACCUCAUCAACAACCAGGUCCAGAACCAGAUCACCAAGAACCAGAUCAAGAACAACCAGAACCAGGUCAACACCAACCAGAACCAGAACAACCAGGUCCAGAACCAGAUCUACCAGAACCAGGACAACCAGGUCGAGAACUUCUACACCAACCAGAACCAGGUCAACACCAACCAGGUCAACCAGAUCCAGAACCAGAACCAGAUCCAGAACCAGAACCAGAUCCAGACCCAGAACCAGAUCAACCAGAACCAGAACAACCAGGUUGAGAACUUCUUCAACAACCAGAACCAGGUCAACAAUGUGAACAACCAGUACCAGAACCAGAAGAAUCAGUUCUACAACAAGUACCAGAACCAGAAGUACAACACCCAGAACCAGAACAACCAGUUCCAGAACCAGAACAACCAGUUCCAGAACCAGUACAACAACCAGAACCAGAACCAGGUCAACCAGUACAACAACCAGAACCAGUACCAGAACCAGGUCAACCAGUACACCAACCAGAACCAGUACCAGAACCAGGUCAACCAGUUCAACAACCAGAACCAGAACCAGGUUAACCAGUACAACAACCAGAACCAGAACAACCAGGUCAACCAGUACCAGAACAACCAGGUCUACCAGUACCAGAACCAGAACAACCAGUUCCAGAACCAGGUUAACCAGUUCACCAACCAGAACCAGUUCACCAACCAGAACCAGUUCAACAACCAGAACCAGUUCAACAACCAGAACCAGUACACCAACCAGGUUACCAGCCAGAACCAGAUUGAGACCAACCAGAACACCGGUAUCUUCCAGGCUAUCAAGUCUUUCUUCUAA